GCCUAAGCAGCUAACUAGUAGCACGUAUUUUUGGAGCGUUACUGGUUUGACAGUUUCCCGACUUAUCUUGUUGGUUGCAGACAUUGUCUGGGGUAAAGGGAGAUUACACAGAAUGGACUUCACAGAAUGCUACCAGGACACCUGCUCUGCUGUCGGACUAGCCGCUAGAGAGGGUAAGAUAAGACAGGUUCAGAGGCUUAUCCAAAAAGGCUACAGUGUGGACGUCAAAGACAAUCGAGGAUGGAACCCCCUGCACGAAGCUGCCAACGCCGGUUCUGCAGAAUGUGUUCGGCUUCUUCUCGGUGCAGCCGAAAAUUGCGAAGAUUACAUCAAUUCUUUUACACACGAUUCGGAAACACCUCUGUACCUUGCGGCAAAGAAUGGUCAUCUCCGUGUUGUUAAGUGGCUCAUUAAAGGUGGCGCUGAUAUGAACCGGGAGACCAAUGACAUGUCCUGUCCACUGUUUGCAGCGGUGGAUGGAGGACACAGAGAGGUGGUGGAGCUAUUGGUUCGAAGUGGAGCAGAGGUCAAUGGAACUCAUUCCCCCUCAGGCUGGUCGUGCCUCCAUCAGGCAGUGUACAAGGGUCAUUGUGAUAUUGCCCGGUUUCUGGCAAGCAAAUGUUCUUUAGAAGCUGUUGAUGACUAUGGAAUCACACCACUAUUCGUAGCUGCGCAGUAUGGACAUCAUAAGUGCUUAGAGAUCCUUGCAGAUGAGGGUGCUAAUGUGAACUGUCAGGCUAAAGAUUUGGCCACACCACUCCUCAUUGCCGCUCAAGAGGGCCACCUGGCGUGUGUGGGAGUUCUGUUAGCACAUAACGCAGACCCAAACCUCUACUGCAACGAGGCCCAGUGGCAACUUCCCAUCCAUGCUGCCGCUCAGUUCUGUCGAGUCAGUAUUCUGGAGAGGCUGAUUCCCGUGACAAACCGGGAGUGCGACCGCGGCGAGGGGAAGGUUAGCCCCGUCUACCUGGCCGUCCUCAGCGGACAGGCAGACAGCCUGCGACCCCUUCUCAAGGCCGGCUACAGCCCUGAUGCUCAGAGCUGUAAACAGUUUGGCUAUGAGUGCCCCUUGGACAUGGCACUGUGGUGCAACUCCUGGAGCUUGGACAACGAGUGCCACCAGACCCGUGAGAUCGCUCAGAUGCUGCUGUCUGCGGGGGCCACUGUAAGUUUAGGCAUGUACGGCUUUGCCUUACAGGGACACGUACCCGAGCACCUCCCUCUGAUUCUGGAAUACGCCGGGCUUCCUCAAGGGGACAAACUCGCAGAGCUGGUCCAAAAAGCCCUGGAGGAAGUGCAUAGCGCCCCCUACUGGCUCCCUUUGCUACUUAAGGCAGGAGUGGACCCCAUGCUGUUUCUUCAUCAUAAAAUGCUUGAGGACGCAGAUGAUGUUGUGCUUAAUUUCUAUCUGGAGUUUAUUAAUUGGAAGACUCUGCCCUCAAACACGCUCCAAAUCCUGUCCCGACGCCAGGCAGAGGGUACAUGGAUCCCACGAAAGCAUUUUGAGUGUGUUCCUGCUCUGAGCCACCUGUGCAGGUUGGCAGUGAGAGAGGCAGUAGGAAGCGGUAUAUUCUCUAAAACAGCCUUUGUUCAGGAGCUGCCUAUUCCCACGCUCCUGCAGAACUAUCUCCAGUUCAAUGACAUCUACACUGCCCACAAUCCACUGCCCUGCAGCCUGUUAGGACAGCAGAUUUAGCCAGAUUAACUGAUUCUCUUACCAACACAGUACUGUAUAUAU
This is a messenger RNA of Chanos chanos (milkfish), 1738 nucleotides long. It is a transcript of the gene asb3, whose product is annotated as ankyrin repeat and SOCS box containing 3. The record is from RefSeq and is a predicted model, not a curated record. Lineage: Eukaryota; Metazoa; Chordata; Actinopteri; Gonorynchiformes; Chanidae. Gene Ontology annotation, cellular component: cytoplasm. The coding region runs from base 113 to 1696 and encodes 527 amino acids. The transcript has 9 exons. Gene Ontology annotation, biological process: intracellular signal transduction. Gene Ontology annotation, molecular function: protein binding.